Messenger RNA from Ziziphus jujuba (common jujube), 1181 nucleotides. RefSeq lists its product as uncharacterized. The record is from RefSeq and is a predicted model, not a curated record. Lineage: Eukaryota; Viridiplantae; Streptophyta; Magnoliopsida; Rosales; Rhamnaceae. Bases 532 to 1041 code for a protein of 169 amino acids. The transcript has a single exon.
UAACAGUCAAAAGUGAGAGAAGACUGAGUCAAUGACUAAUAAGAGUCUCUGCCUCUUUUUCAUAACCCAAUACAAUUAGAAUUUACUAGGAAAAUGAACCUACUUUCUUUCUUUUUUGUCUCUCUAUGACUCAUUUUCCUUGCAGGCCUUUGAAGCUCUUUCUCUCUCUCUCUUUUUGAAAUUGCAAAAGUAAAAGAAAGAAAGAGAAAGAGAGAGAGAGAGAGAGUAAAAGAAAGAAAGAAAGAAAAACCCAAACACUAUUCAAAGAUGAAAAAAAGAAGCAGAAGCAAUCAGUUUCCAAGAUAUCCUUUUUUCCAUCUCUGAAGCAAUCAAAACCAGCCGCUCCAUCCCCCAUAAUAAACCAUCAUUAAAUAUAUUACCGUUUCGAAUUUCAAAAAUUCACCACUGAAAAUACUGCAAAUCGUUUUCAGUAUAUAAAGGAAGGAUACAAAAAAAUAAAAAAUUGAAAACAGCAAGCGAGAGAGAGAGAGAGAGAGAGAGAGAGAGAGAACAACUUUCUGACCUCUAAAGAUGGCAGCUCUGCAGAAAUUCAAGCUUCUUGCAACCCAGUGCGGUGUGACGCAGUCUCCAACUCGGAGUCCGAGAACAUCACCGCUCGUUCAGCUCCGUCGCCGGAAAACCACCCUGAGGAUGCUUCUCACUCGGAGUACCGGCCGCCGAUCGCCUCGCCGUAGGGAAUCUCUGGCUUAUCAGUUGCGGCCGGAACCUCUGCCAGAGAAGAGGAACGAGAGAGAGAGCCAGAGCGAGAAGGUUUUGGCGCCGCCGAGGCCGAGUCUCAAGGACCUGUUCGUGUCUUCGCCGCCAUUCGAAGGUGAAAGAGGUCGCGACGACAAUUUCAAGGAGAGGGGCUUCGGAGGAGAAAAUCGAGAGCUUGGUUUGGUUUGUAAAGGAAUUUAUGGCAGUUCGACCGGUUGGCAAUACGGACCGGGUUCACCCAGACCGGUUUGGACGGGUUUGCGUUACAAGUCGUUAUUGAGGAGGGCUUGGCGCCCAGUUCUGGUUACUAUUCCUGAAUCCUGAAAAGUAAAUUGGUAAUCGGAAAUUAUUAAUAAAUAAAAGUAAAAAUUUCCCUCCAAUUUUCAGUAUGAUUUCUAUUGUAUAUUUAGCUGUCAAGUUAAAUCUUAAAAUAAAAAAUUAUGGAAGCACAAUUUUUUUUUUUC